CGCGCCAGCGAAACCCUAGCUACUCCACCCCCCUAUAUAUUUCCAUCCACGCCGCAUCCUCCCAAACCCUAGAAGCCCCCUGCCUCCUGCGCCUCCACCCUCCUCGCCGCCUCUUUCCCUCUGUGACCGCAGAUCCAUCCGGUGAGAGGAAUCCGCCCGCCGCCAUGUCGUCCAGUGAGAUCGCCUGCACCUACGCCGCCCUCAUCCUCAGCGACGAUGGCAUCCCCAUCACUGCUGAGAAGAUCGCGACCAUCGUGAAGGCCGCCAACAUCAAGGUUGAGUCUUACUGGCCCGCGCUCUUCGCCAAGCUCCUGGAGAAGCGCAGCGUUGAGGACCUCAUCCUCUCCGUUGGAUCUGGUGGUGGUGCUGCUCCAGUUGCUGCCGCUGCCCCUGCUGGUGGUGCUGCAGCUGCUGCUGCCCCGGCUGCUGAGGAGAAGAAGGAAGAGGCCAAGGAGGAGUCUGAUGAUGACAUGGGCUUCAGCCUGUUCGACUAAGUAGCCCAAGGCCCAGCCAUUAGCAAAUUCACUUAUGGUGUCCAAGACUAUCUUAUGUUAUGUCUCUAGGCUUUCGUUACAAGUACUCAAGUUUUGAAGUUUUUGAGAUGUGGUGCUAUGGCUAUGUGAUGAACCGCAAACCAUCUUAUUAGAGUGAAACUUGUUUCUAUGUUCUUGUUCAAGCUUAAAAGGCCCAAUCUUUUUGAGAUGUGGUUGGA
This is a messenger RNA of Setaria italica (foxtail millet), 712 nucleotides long. Its product is annotated as 60S acidic ribosomal protein P1. Gene Ontology annotation, biological process: translational elongation; cytoplasmic translation. Gene Ontology annotation, molecular function: structural constituent of ribosome; ribonucleoprotein complex binding; protein kinase activator activity. Gene Ontology annotation, cellular component: cytosolic large ribosomal subunit; ribosome. The transcript is spliced from 4 exons. Lineage: Eukaryota; Viridiplantae; Streptophyta; Magnoliopsida; Poales; Poaceae. The record is from RefSeq and is a predicted model, not a curated record. The coding region runs from base 165 to 494 and encodes 109 amino acids.